Molecule: messenger RNA, 2690 nt
Organism: Calypte anna (Anna's hummingbird)
Lineage: Eukaryota; Metazoa; Chordata; Aves; Apodiformes; Trochilidae
Gene: FGGY
Product: FGGY carbohydrate kinase domain containing
Exons: 21
Coding region: 763-2514 (583 amino acids)
Biological process (GO): carbohydrate metabolic process
Molecular function (GO): kinase activity; phosphotransferase activity, alcohol group as acceptor
Source: RefSeq, a predicted model, not a curated record
GCGCGCACGGCGCUCCCCGCCGGGACCCGGGACGCGGCCGCCCCGCUGAGGGGCCCAGCGCCUCUUCCUCCUCCCCUCACCGCCUCCCUUCUCUUCCUCCUCCUCCUCCUCUCACCGCCGGCCGGGCGUGACUCGCUCUCGCCCGCCUUCCAGCUCUCGAGGGAGCCCCGCCGUACGGGAAAGGCGUCCCGGCUGCCGGAGCUCCCCCAACACCGUGCGGAGGGCACGCAGAGGCCCUCCUGAGGGGCUGAGGGACACCCGCCCCUCGGUCAGUCCCCUGAGUGAUAGUAGCGGGAGCUCUGAGAAACAGAGAAUUGGGCAAAGUUCCUGUCCUGUGGAGCUCAGAGCUGGAAAAAUCCUCUACUUGCAAAGAGAGUUGGCAGGAUGGCAGCUGAUCCUCAGUGGGAGCCCAAAGAUGAAGGUGCAGGAGCACUGCUCACAUACGUGCUGGAGGGAGUUCUGCAUGAGCAGCUGGCAGUGCAUUUGGCAGACGUGUUGGUCAGUUUGCACAGUCUGAGAACACAUGAACUAUAUGAAAAAACAUAACAUUUGAAUAUAUUAGAAACAAGUUCAUAAGAUCAAGGGAGUACAACUAGAAAGACAUUCCAAAAAUGGCUGUAUGGUAUUUAGAGAUCUGAGUACUGGCUGCAGUGUGCACAUAUUUGGAAAGGCUUCUGUUCAGCUAAGAAUGGGCUGUGGACUCAGGUCUCAACCAGAUGAACCAGGUACUCUUCGAUCUCUGAGUCCUCUGAUCAUCUUGCAAUGAUGCUGAAGGUUUCUGGCAGAGGAGUCCCUGGCCCAAGUCCCUCCAUAGAAGGCUCCAUAAUGGUAAUUUUCCCACAACAGGUAUUAUUAAAAAUGCACAGUAUGAAGCAGGACCCAAUAAAAUAUUACAUUGGAAUUGAUGUUGGGUCAGGAAGCGUUCGUGCGGCUUUGGUAGAUGAAUUUGGGACAGUAGUGGCACAUGCAGAGCAGCCAAUCCAAAUUUGGGAGCCCCAAACAGACCACUACGAGCAAUCCUCUGCUGACAUCUGGACUGCUUGUUGCUCAGUCACAAAGAAAGUUGUCUGUGGAGUAGAUUCCAGCCGGAUUCGAGGGAUUGGUUUUGAUGCUACAUGUUCUCUUGUUGUUGUGGAUAAACAAUUCCAACCUUUGGCUGUCAACUGUGAAGGAGUAAACUACAGGAAUGUUAUUAUGUGGAUGGACCAUCGUGCAGUCAGUCAAGUCGAGCGCAUCAAUGCAACACAGCACAGGGUUUUGAGUUAUGUGGGGGGAGUGAUGUCUGUGGAAAUGCAGCCACCUAAAUUGCUGUGGCUAAAGGAAAAUUUGCAAGAAUCAUGCUGGGAGAAGGCAGGCUACUUCUUUGAUCUUCCGGAUUUCUUAUCUUGGAAAGCCACAGGUGUCACUGCAAGGUCUCUUUGUACAGUAGUGUGCAAGUGGACAUACACUUCGGAUGGAGGCUGGGAUGACAGUUUCUGGAAAAUGAUUGGUUUGGAAGAUUUGGUGAAGGAUAAGUAUGAAAAAAUAGGAAACCACGUCUUGUGUCCCGGAGAGUCUGUUGGGAAAGGUCUCACUCCAGAAGCUGCAAAAGAUCUCGGUCUCCCUGAAGGCAUUGCAGUAGCAGCAUCCCUCAUUGAUGCACAUGCAGGAGGGCUAGGAGUAAUUGGAGCAGAUGUGAAAGGACAUAACCUCCCAUGUGAAAACCAGCCAAUUACAUCCCGACUUGCUAUGAUCUGUGGAACAUCUUCGUGCCACAUGGGGGUCAGUGAAACGCCCAUUUUUGUGCCUGGUGUUUGGGGACCUUAUUUCUCUGCAAUGAUUCCUGGAUUGUGGUUGAAUGAGGGAGGUCAAAGUGCUACAGGAAGACUGAUAGAUCACGUGGUCCGAGGCCAUGUUGCCUUCCCAGAAUUACAGUCAAAAGCUGCAGCCAGUGCUCACAGUAUAUAUACAUACUUGAACAGUCACCUGGAUCUGAUUAAGAAAUCUUUGCCUGUGGGUUUCCUCACUGUUGAUUUUCAUGUUUGGCCAGAUUUCCAUGGUAACAGAUCUCCCUUAACAGAUCUGACACUAAAGGGCAUGGUUGUUGGACUGACAUUAUCUCGGGGUCUGGAUGAACUUGCCCUUAUCUACUUGGCCACGAUUCAAGCCAUUGCUUUAGGAACAAGACAUAUUUUGGAAACUAUGCAGGCUGCAGGGCAUGAUAUCAAAACGCUGUUUCUGUGCGGUGGGCUGAGCAAAAACCCUCUCUUUGUGCAGAUGCAUGCUGACAUUACUGGCAAGCCUGUUGUCCUGUCCAAAGAAGUAGAGUCUGUCUUGGUGGGUGCUGCUAUUCUUGGAGCCUGUGCUUCUGGGGAUUUUGCAUCCAUACAGGAGGCCAUGGCGAAAAUGGGGAAAAUUGGGAGAGUGGUGCAGCCUAAUCAUGAGCAUAAAAGGUUUUAUGACAAGAAAUACGAAGUCUUUUUGAAACUUGUGGAACACCAGCGAGAGUAUCGCUCCAUCAUGAACAGCUGCUAAUCCAGAGUCACAUCAUCAUCAGGGAACAGAAGGGAAAACGAAUUUCCAGACAUUUGUGAUGCGGGUAAUUUCUUCUUACAGUGUCGUCCAUGUAAAAAAAAAAAAAAAUCUUUUAUCAUUUAAAGUGUAUGUUUUAAUUAUCAAUGAGAAAUAAAAUGCACUCACUUCACUGUGAA